Molecule: messenger RNA, 1209 nt
Organism: Phlebotomus argentipes
Lineage: Eukaryota; Metazoa; Arthropoda; Insecta; Diptera; Psychodidae
Exons: 4
Coding region: 107-1021 (304 amino acids)
Source: RefSeq, a predicted model, not a curated record
UCAUGAGAAUCUCUCGGUGAGUUGUGGACAAGGAGGAAUUGUGCUGUGCCGAAAACUGGUUGAUACGCAUCUCUAGAGUGCUUGUGGAGUGUGCAGCGCGGGCGACAUGUCGUACAUCGGCAAUGCCUCGGAUGUGGAGCAGGAGAAAAAUAUCACAGAAUUCAGGCGGAACAGGAGCAAUACCAAUCUGACCACCAAGACAAUCGGCAGCCCCAAAAUUGCCGAUGUCCUGUGGAAUGACAAGAGGGACAAGAGUGAAGAUUCCGACGACUCGGAGAUCUCCGACUCGCAGAACUUCCUCGCCAAAGGCGCCUUCCUCCUCACGCCAUCUCACGAACUAUCCAUGGAGCGUGCGGCGCUGAUUUGUGAGAAAAUGAACUUCAAGGGGUGCUUUAGUUUAACAAAGACAGCAACAGGAAUCCUCUUUAAAUUCUCUAGUCCCGAAGACUAUCAGGCAGUCUUCAAGAAGGGCUUCCACAAAGUCACUGGCGCCAGAUUCUAUAAGAAGGUCGCCAUUCCGUGUCGUCCGCAAAAGACAUUCACACUCUUCGUCCUGGACGUGCCCGAGGAUCUGCCCGUUGAGGACGUGAGGCACUCUCUGUACCGCUUCAAUUCCGUCGUAGAGGUCGUGAGGCUGGUAAUUCACUAUCCGUCAGACAAGCCCGGGCAGCCGACAGAAGGAACAUCAACGCCCAAGCCGCAGAUCCCGAAGCCGCCUGUGAAAGAUGACGCGGAUGUGGCUAACCAGAAGGACAGUCCGCCGCCACCAAUUAGGAUCACCCUGGCGUCUCUUGAGGAAUUCAAUACGCUCCUCCAGAACGGAUUGGACUUCUAUGGCGCCACUUUCUUUCCCACGGAAGCCAAUCUGCCGCUCACUGGCGCCAGGAUCGCCACCAAGCGAGGACGUAUGAUUGAUGGAAGCAUACCAGGGCGUGUUCGUGAAUUGCUUCCGGUGUUUGAUGCCGCCGGAUUUUGUAAGAUACCUCCACCGGCUAGCAAAACAAUAAAGCCUCGCCCAUAAUUGAUCGCUGGAGUUUGCUCCAAAUUGAUGAAGGAAGAAUCAUCAUCUUUAACCAACUCUUAAUGCCAUGUAUUCUCAAAUUUAAUUUGCAAUUUUCUUUCCAUAUGACUUUUUUAUUAUAUUGCGACAAUUAUUCCCAGGAGAGACUUCCUGAAUGUGUCAUCGUGAGACAAUAGUUCCUCCAACAA